UUAUAGCAAGAGGGUGGAGGCAGGGCCUCAGGCAGAUCAGUUGUUAAAAGGACACUUGGUAGUGGCUAUCUAUACUAUACAUUUUGUGGUAGGUCCAAGAGGAGACUCCAUAAUGAAUAGGAGGAGGAGCUAUUCUUUUGAAGGGUAAUAUAAAGUCAUACAAUUUGAGGUCAUAUAGCCCUAUCCUCUGGUCUUCUGUAAGGCGUUUCUUUUAUUUAUAUGAUGUGUAGUGUGGAUGUGAAUAUACGUACAUGCUGAGCUGUGUCUGGCCCUGAGAUAUCAGGAAAACCUUGCCAAGUCUACUUGGAAUCUACUUGGACACAAAGAAAAUAAAUUCAGAUAGAGACGGUAUCAGGGGAUUUGGAGGCAGGAUGAGGAGAGAGAUGGACCAAGAGGAGAUGAUGAAAACCACGGUUGCGGGAAUCCUUUGUGCUUGUGGAGACCUGGGGCCAUCAGCUGGCACAGUAGGAUGCCCCCGUGUCCUCCUCAGCAGAACAGGAACAGGUUAUCACAGCUGCCUGUUGGAGAGCUUGGAGAGAUGGAACUGACUUGGCAAGAGAUCAUGUCCAUUACUGAGCUGCAGGGUCUAAAUGUUCCAAGUGAGCCAUCUUUUGAGCCCCAAGCACCCCCAUACCCUGGGCCACUGCCACCUCCAACAUACUGCCCCUGUUCAAUUCAUCCAGAUGCAGGCUUCUCCCUUCCCCCACCAUCUUAUGAGCUUCCAGCAUCUACUCCCCAUGUCCCAGAACUCCCAUACUCCUAUGGUAACGUAGCUGUACCAGUGUCAAAGCCACUUACCCUUUCAGGCUUGCUCAAUGAGCCCCUCCCAGACCACUUAGCUCUUCUGGACAUUGGGCUGCCAGUGGGGCAACCCAAGCCCCAAGAAGACCCAGAAUCUGACUCGGGAUUAUCCCUCAACUACAGUGAUGCAGAAUCUCUUGAGCUAGAGGGUGUGGAGGCUGGCAGGCGGAGGAGCGAGUAUGUGGACAUGUACCCGGUGGAGUAUCCUUACUCACUUAUGCCCAAUUCUUUGGCCCACCCCAACUAUACUCUUCCGCCCACUGAGACACCCUUGGCCUUAGAAACAUCCUCCGGUCCAGUGCGGGCUAAGCCUGCUGUCCGUGGGGAGGCAGGGAGUCGGGACGAGCGGCGAGCCCUGGCCAUGAAGAUUCCUUUCCCUACGGACAAGAUAGUUAACUUGCCGGUAGAUGACUUUAAUGAGUUGUUGGCACAGUAUCCGCUAACGGAGAGCCAGCUGGCUCUAGUUCGGGACAUCCGUCGACGGGGCAAGAACAAGGUGGCAGCCCAAAAUUGUCGCAAGAGAAAACUGGAAACCAUUGUGCAGUUGGAGCGGGAGCUGGAGCGGCUGGGCAGUGAAAGAGAGCGGCUUCUCAGAGCCCGAGGAGAGGCUGACCGCACUCUGGAGGUCAUGCGCCAACAACUGGCAGAGCUGUACCAUGAUAUUUUCCAGCAUCUUCGGGAUGAAUCUGGGAACAGUUACUCACCAGAGGAAUAUGUACUGCAACAGGCUGCUGAUGGGGCCAUUUUUCUGGUACCCCGUGGGACCAAAAUGGAGGCCACAGAUUGAGUUGGCCUAGAGAGGGUGGACACUGGUGCUAGAGACUCCCUCAUUCCCUUCUGAUAAAGGUACUUCCCAAUCCCACAAGGCUCAGAGUUCUCCAGACCAAAAGGCAGAUGUAACCUUAUCACCUGGAAGUUCCAAGGUGUAUUUGGUGAGGUUUGCCUGGAGGCCAGGUGAGUGUUGGCUUCUCAGGUCCCCACCUCCAUCUCUUGUUCAAGCUUUGGUUCAUAAAGAGCUAUGUGGAAAUAGCU
Messenger RNA from Mus pahari (shrew mouse), 1833 nucleotides. RefSeq names its product nuclear factor, erythroid 2 (gene Nfe2). Gene Ontology annotation, biological process: regulation of transcription by RNA polymerase II. NCBI's taxonomy places the organism in Eukaryota, Metazoa, Chordata, Mammalia, Rodentia, Muridae. The record is from RefSeq and is a predicted model, not a curated record. Gene Ontology annotation, cellular component: nucleus. The coding region runs from base 470 to 1588 and encodes 372 amino acids. The transcript is spliced from 3 exons. Gene Ontology annotation, molecular function: RNA polymerase II cis-regulatory region sequence-specific DNA binding; DNA-binding transcription factor activity, RNA polymerase II-specific.